GUGAGAGGUUAUUUUUGUUUGUGCAUGCCAGUUCACAGAAUAAAAUCCACACACAAGAACGUGUACACCAACAACAGUAGUUUUGAUGAUCAUAAAAAAUAAUUUUGUUUACCCGUUCCCCAAGCUGCAAAAUCAUUUCAUUCACAAAAUAAAAUCUGUCCUCUUUUGGAAGCGCUCACUAAACCCUCGCCUCCGCUAUGGGUACGCCGGAAACUUCAAGGGAGCCUUGCCCCGAUCGCAUCCUAGACGACCUCGGCGGCGCCUUUGGGAUGGGAGCUGUAGGGGGCUCCGCCUUCCACUUUAUCAAAGGCAUUUACAAUUCCCCCAACGGCGCGCGGAUGAUCGGUGCCACCCAAGCCGUCCGAAUGAACGCCCCCAGAAUCGGCGGCAGCUUUGCCGUAUGGGGCGGCCUCUUCUCCUGCUUUGAUUGCACCAUGGUCUACGUGCGCCAGAAGGAGGAUCCGUGGAACUCCAUCAUCUCCGGAGCUGCCACCGGCGGCCUCCUCUCUUUGCGCCAGGGCCUAGGAUCCUCCGCCCGAGCCGCCGCAUUCGGAGGCGUCCUCUUGGCUCUGAUAGAAGGAGCUGGUAUCAUGCUGAACAAGUUCACGACUGCUCCUCUGAACGCCCCGAUCUACGUCAACGAUCCGAUGGGACCUCCUGGCGGGAAUCAGCUUCCGAACAAGGACACACCUUCAGAGUCGUGGUUUGGAGGGUUGUUCGGUGGGAAAAAAGAAGAAGAGAAGAAGAGCAGUGGUUUGAAGACGGAAAUUCUGGAGAGCUUUGAGACGCCCAUCCCUCCUACUUUCGAAUUUAAGUGAAAAUUCUCUUCAAAUUCAACCCUAAUCUUGUUUAUGUUGUAGGAUAAAUUGGAGCUAUUUCUAAAAAUGCAGUCUUUUUUACUAUAAGUUUUAUGGGGUUCAAUGAUUUCUUAGUAGUUAGUACUCCGUAUGAACUAUAAAGUAUGAGAUUCAGGCCAUUAGUAGGAAGCUUAGUAUAUGUACCCUGAUCUGCCCAAUAUUCCAAUCUAUGAAAAUUUUUCUAUCUGAGAAUUUCCCGCUUUAUAUUUUUCUACAGACAGCUAGGAUUCGACACAAUGUUUGUCUUCAAUGCUCAUUUACUCUAAUAAAUAAAGUGGAAGUUCAAGAAUA
Messenger RNA from Cuscuta epithymum, 1148 nucleotides. The record is from the annotation of a GenBank genome assembly. Lineage: Eukaryota; Viridiplantae; Streptophyta; Magnoliopsida; Solanales; Convolvulaceae.